CCGAUUGGGCGCCGCACUCCGGUGGCUGGAGUGUGGCGGUCCGGCCUCCGCGGGCUACUCCGGGUGAAGCCGCCGCGGGCUUCGGAGCGCAGCUGCCUGGGGACGCUCAUCCGUGGCCGGAGUGCCGACUUCCUUCCCCGAUACAGACGCCACCGAUCUUCUCCCGGAUCCUCUUCCUCCGUAACCUGCUGCUUUUCUUUUUCCUUCCUCCCGGCUCCCAUCUCCCUAAUCCGCCUUUUCCUCCCCUGCUCCCGGGGCCCGGAGCCCACCAUCCCCAUCAUCCCACCUGCCAUCCUCCUGGCUUCUUGCCCCUCCUUGACCUCAGAUCCCGUGACCGACGGAGCCCUGUCGUAACCUUCUCACCAAACUCUUCUAAACUCCUUUUCCUUCUCUCUUUGCCAGCUCCUGACUCCUAAAUUCCAGCUAACCCCUGACCUCUUGACCUCUGACUCUAACAUUCUGCACUCCAGACCUUUAAGUUCCCAUCUCCUGCAGCGGGGAACCUGCUGACACGGAGGCCUCCCCCUGAGUUCUGAGCCCGUUUCUGAAGCUAGUUUUCACUUUCUUACUCCUGGGCCACUUCCUGUUACUGCCCCCCCACUAUGGACUUCUUGAUGAGUGGCCUGGCAGCCUGUGGGGCCUGUUUGUUCACCAACCCCCUGGAAGUGGUAAAGACCAGGAUGCAGUUGCAGGGAGAACUGCAGGCCCCCGGCACCUACCAGCGGCACUACCGAAACGUCUUCCAUGCCUUCAUCACCAUCGGCAAGGUGGAUGGCCUGGCUGCCCUGCAGAAGGGACUGGCCCCUGCUCUCUUAUACCAGUUCCUGAUGAAUGGCAUCCGCUUGGGCACCUACGGGCUGGCCGACGCUGGGGGCUACCUGCACACGGCCGAAGGCACCCUCAGCCGUCCCCGCAGCGCCAUGGCUGGGGCCCUGGCGGGGGUCAUGGGAGCCUACUUGGGGAGCCCCAUCUACAUGGUGAAGACACACCUACAGGCACAGGCGACCUCAGAAAUUGCCGUAGGGCACCAGUAUAAGCAUCAGGGCAUGUUUCAGGCGCUAAGUGAGAUUGGCCAGAAACAUGGUCUGGUGGGGUUGUGGCGUGGGGCCCUGGGCGGCCUGCCCCGAGUUAUCGUCGGUUCCUCCACCCAGCUGUGCACCUUCUCGUCCACCAAGGACUUCAUCACUCAGUGGGAGAUAUUUCCUCCCCAGAGCUGGAAGGUGGCGCUGGUGGCUGCCAUGGUGAGUGGCAUCGCGGUGGUGCUGGCCAUGACACCCUUUGAUGUGGCCAGCACAAGGCUCUACAACCAGCCCACCGACGCUCAGGGCAAGGGCCUCAUGUACCGGGGAGUGCUGGACGCCCUGCUGCGGACCGCGCGGACAGAAGGCAUUGUUGGCAUGUACAAGGGUAUAGGUGCCUCCUACUUCCGCCUCGGCCCCCACACCAUCCUUUCCCUCUUCUUCUGGGACCGGUUACGCACCGUCUACUACACGUACACCAAAUGACAACGGCCACUCUUCCACACACCGACUCAGCACUCCUUGGACACUUCUGCCUCCACUCCUAUGUCCUGGCAACUUCUGACCAGGUGACCUUUCGUCCCUCCAAGCGGGACAGCCGACUCCACUUCCCGUCUCUUUUCUCAGGGUUGAGUCACUACAAGGGACAGUCUCCCUCCCUUCCUUGGGUGUCACUUUCAACCUUCCCUCCCCGUCUUCCUGGACACUUCACACCCCCCCUCUCAGGGCUGAACCAGUCACUCCAAAGUAUUCCCUCCUUUUAUUUGGACAGCCGUAGGUCCCUUCUGAUCCUAUUCACAAACUUUUAACUCCCCACUCCAAGACCAAAGGGAACUGGGGGGACCCUGGUGUCUUGUUAGAUGCAAAGGCACAGAGAUAUUAUCUUGGUUAUAAAGCAAGUUUACUUCUGCA
This is a messenger RNA of Ailuropoda melanoleuca (giant panda), 1931 nucleotides long. RefSeq names its product solute carrier family 25 member 35 (gene SLC25A35). The transcript is spliced from 5 exons. NCBI's taxonomy places the organism in Eukaryota, Metazoa, Chordata, Mammalia, Carnivora, Ursidae. The record is from RefSeq and is a predicted model, not a curated record. Bases 603 to 1505 code for a protein of 300 amino acids.